UCCCGGGCUCUCCAAAUGGCCUGGCGCCGCGCUCCGGCCGGGCUGCUGCUGAUGCCGCGGCUGCUGCUGCUGCUGCUGGUGCAGGAGAGAGCGAGCGGCAGCCACACGCCCGGAGUGGUCGGACUGCCCCCGGCUGCCUACGACUUCUUGUUCAGUGGGGCUCCCGCUGUCUUUUCCUCCGCCUCGGCCUCUUCCAGCUCGGCUGCAGCGGGCAUUGAGCGCCUAGGGGACGUAUCUGCAGCCCUGGGAGCCAGCGCUCGGGACAUGGUAGCUGUCCACAUGCUUAAGCUCUAUGAGAAAUACAACCGCGAGGGCAGCCGGCCGGGAGACGGCAACACCGUCCGCAGUUUCAAACCCAAGCUGGAAAUGAAUGACCAGAAAGCCUUGUAUCAUUUCAAUUUGACAUCCAUGCAAGAUUCAGAAAUGGUUCUUUCAGCCACGUUCCACUUCUAUUCAGAUCGGCGGCCUCGGUCCCGAGAAGUAAUUUGCAAGCGUUCCAAGAACUCCUCCUGCCGCCUGCUGCACCUACAGCCCCUCCCUCAUUUCCACCUGAUAUUCCGCAGUGUCCCACAGAAUGCAGCUUUUGGGCUGGUCAAAGGUAAUGUGACUAUCUUCCCCCACCAAAGGGGUGUUUGGCAAGCCAAGGAUAUUUCUCACAUAAUUAAGGAAGCCAAACAGGAUGGGGAGCUUCUCCUCCUGGCUGAGCUCGAUUCUGGGGAGAAGGACCAAGUCUUCCAUGGCCCAGGACCAAACAACAUGCCCUACAUCCUUGUCUAUGCUAAUGAUCUGGCAAUCUCUGAGCCUAACAGUGUGGCAGUGACUCUCCAGAGGUAUGACCCCUUCCCAACCAGUGACACUGACCCAAGCCGCUCGCCCAAUGCCUCCACUGACUCUCGGGUGAGGAGGGACAUUUAUGUUCCUGGUUCCAUCCAUGACAAUGAGCUUCCAGAGGUAGAAUACAGUCUCCACCAUCCCCAUCACCUCCACCAUACUCAUCACCCUCAACACUAUCAUAAACAUGACCUGUGGGAGAGUGCCUAUAAGGCCCUAAAACCUAAAUCACCCCGGAAAGACCGAAGGAAAAAGGGACAAGAUCAUAAUGAAAUGCUUACAAAGUCUCAGAUGCUGAAUUUUGAUGAGAAAACCAUGAAAAAGGCCCGAAGAAAACAAUGGAAUGAGCCGAGAAUUUGCUCACGGAGAUAUUUGAAAGUUGACUUUGCUGACAUAGGGUGGAAUGAAUGGAUCAUAUCACCUAAAUCAUUUGAUGCCUAUUACUGUUCUGGGGCUUGUGAGUUCCCAAUGCCCAAGAUUGUGCGACCAUCAAACCAUGCCACAAUCCAGAGCAUUGUAAAAGCAGUGGGGAUCAUUCCAGGCAUUCCAGAGCCCUGCUGUGUUCCUGAUAAAAUGAACUCCCUCAGUGUACUGUUCUUGGAUGAGAAUAGAAACGUGGUACUAAAGGUAUAUCCCAAUAUGUCAGUGGAGACUUGUGCCUGCCGAUAAAUCUCUGGGAUGGACUUCUGUUUAAAAAGAAGAAAAGAAAAG
This is a messenger RNA of Vombatus ursinus (common wombat), 1542 nucleotides long. RefSeq names its product growth differentiation factor 10 (gene GDF10). The record is from RefSeq and is a predicted model, not a curated record. Gene Ontology annotation, molecular function: cytokine activity; growth factor activity. Bases 16 to 1500 code for a protein of 494 amino acids. Gene Ontology annotation, cellular component: extracellular region. The transcript has 3 exons. NCBI's taxonomy places the organism in Eukaryota, Metazoa, Chordata, Mammalia, Diprotodontia, Vombatidae. Gene Ontology annotation, biological process: SMAD protein signal transduction; BMP signaling pathway; osteoblast differentiation.